GCGGCCGGAGCAGCCGCCGAGCCCCGCUGCCGGUGCUGGUUCCGCUGCCGGUUCCGCUGUCGGUGCCGGUACCGGUGCCGCUGCCGGUGCCAUGCGGCCCCGGGCGCUGCUGCUGCUGCUGCUGCUGCUGCUGCUGCUGGGCGCGCUCCGGAGCGGCGGCUCCCCGGCCCGCAAUGUGCUGCUGCUCCUGGCCGAUGACGGCGGCUUUGAGAUCGGCGCCUACAACAACUCGGCCAUCCGGACACCCAACCUGGACGCGCUGGCCCGGCGCGGUUUGGUUUUCCAGAACGCCUUCACCUCCGUGAGCAGCUGCUCCCCGAGCCGGGCCAGCAUCCUGACCGGCUUACCCCAGCACCAGAACGGGAUGUACGGGCUGCACCAGGACGUGCAUCACUUCAACUCCUUCGACGGCGUGCGGAGCCUGCCCCUGCUGCUCAGCCAGGCAGGUGUACGGACAGGGAUCAUUGGCAAGAAGCACGUGGGGCCGGGGGCCGUGUACCCCUUCGACUUUGCCUACACAGAGGAGAACAGCUCGGUGCUGCAGGUUGGGAGGAACAUCACCCGCAUCAAGGCGCUCGUCCGGCGGUUCCUGCAGAGCCAGGACGAGCGGCCUUUCUUCCUCUAUGUUGCCUUCCACGACCCCCACCGCUGCGGGCACUCCCAGCCCCAGUAUGGGCCCUUUUGUGAGAGGUUUGGCAAUGGGGAGAGCGGCAUGGGCUGGAUCCCUGACUGGAAGCCGCAGAUUUACCGCCCGGAGCGGGUGCAGGUCCCUGCCUUUGUCCCGGACACGCCGGCUGCCCGGGCAGACCUGGCUGCCCAGUACACCACCAUCGGGCGCAUGGACCAAGGGAUCGGGCUGGUGCUGCAGGAGCUGCGCCGUGCUGGAUUCCUCAACAGCACCCUGGUGAUCUACACCUCUGACAACGGCAUCCCCUUCCCCGGGGGCAGGACCAACCUGUACCGCUCGGGCACGGCCGAGCCGCUGCUGCUCUCGUCCCCCGAGCACCCCCGGCGCUGGGGGCAGCUCAGCCCGGCCUUCGCCAGCCUCCUGGACCUGACGCCGACCAUUCUGGACUGGUUCUCCAUCCCCUACCCUGCUUACAGCAUCUUUGGCAGCAGGCAGGUGCAGCUCACUGGGAAGUCUCUCCUGCCAGCCCUGGAGUCGGAGCAGCCCUGGGCCACGGCCUUUAGCAGCCAGAGCCACCACGAGGUGACCAUGUACUACCCCAUGCGAGCCGUGCAGCACGGGCCCUUCCGCCUCAUCCACAACCUCAACUACAAGAUGCCCUUCCCCAUCGACCAGGACUUGUACGUCUCUCCCACCUUCCAAGACCUGCUGAACCGCAGCAGGGCGGGGCGGCCGACGCACUGGCACCGCAGCCUGCGGCGCUACUACUACCGGGAGCGCUGGGAGCUCUUCGACUGCAGCCGGGACCCCGGCGAGGGGCAGAACCUGGCGCCCGACCCCCGCUACGGCCACACCCUCCAGCAGCUGCGUGCCAUGCUCCUCAAGUGGCAGUGGGACACCGGGGACCCCUGGGUGUGCGCCCCCGACGCCGUGCUGGAGCAGAGACUGAGCCCCCAGUGCCAGCCGCUGCACAACGAGCUGUGAGUGCCCCCUGGCACGCCUGGGGCACCUGGGGCACCUGGGGCACCUGGGGCAGGGCUGUGCUCCUGGGGGCACCAGGGUCGGGUCACAGCCCCACAUCCUGGUGGCACCACCAGCUCUGCCCUCUGUGCUGCCAGCGCCGCCGGGCCCCAGAGCAGUGAUGCAUUCCUGGUGCCUUGGCUCUCAGGCAGAGGAGCCAAAAGGCCAAGCUGCCCCUCAAUAAAGCCUCUGGAGGAUAA
Molecule: messenger RNA, 1848 nt
Organism: Ficedula albicollis (Collared flycatcher)
Lineage: Eukaryota; Metazoa; Chordata; Aves; Passeriformes; Muscicapidae
Gene: SGSH
Product: N-sulfoglucosamine sulfohydrolase
Exons: 8
Coding region: 92-1612 (506 amino acids)
Biological process (GO): heparan sulfate proteoglycan catabolic process; glycosaminoglycan catabolic process
Molecular function (GO): N-sulfoglucosamine sulfohydrolase activity
Source: RefSeq, a predicted model, not a curated record